This is a messenger RNA of Corythoichthys intestinalis (scribbled pipefish), 1647 nucleotides long. RefSeq lists its product as uncharacterized. The coding region runs from base 25 to 852 and encodes 275 amino acids. The record is from RefSeq and is a predicted model, not a curated record. Lineage: Eukaryota; Metazoa; Chordata; Actinopteri; Syngnathiformes; Syngnathidae. The transcript has 4 exons. Gene Ontology annotation, cellular component: immunological synapse; tetraspanin-enriched microdomain; membrane.
CUUAAAUUUGGUCUGAUUUUAAAAAUGGAUUCUCUGCGAAGCCACUUUUGGUUUUGGCUCUUGCUCGGUAUGAUUUUUACUUGUUUGAUAAUUGGCAUCAUCUUUGUCUUCAUCAACAUGUGCAUCCGGAAAAAAGGGAAAAAACGAUUCUUACGGCGUCACGGAGACUCCCAAGACAUGAACAGCAGAAAAUACGAAGAAUUGAGCCAUUCAAAUCCACCCUUGCCUCCUCGCACUCAAUUCCUACUCACCGAGGCCCAGUCCUAUGAGAAUGUUGCAGAAGUCACUGAUGACAGACUUAAAUCGAUGUCCCUAAACCAACAUCAGCAGAACAUGGCCGACGUACCCGAACAUAUGCACAUCCUGGACCAGAAGCCUUACCAGAACCAAGAUCAAAACAUGACCAACCUUCAUCGCAAAGACCAGACAAUUAAUAAUAACUUUGAUUAUCAAAAUGAGAACCUGAACCUCUUUUCCAACCAAGACCAGACCCUUACUAACUUUGAUUAUCAAAAUGAGAAACUGAACGACUUUCGCAACCAAAAUCAUCCCUUGAGCACACCCCAACAUCAUGAUCAAACAAUGACUCGCUUCCAAAUUCAAGAUCACUACUUGAGCAAUCUCACUAAUCGAGAUCAGAAGCUGGAGACCCUCCACAACCAAGAUCAGACUCUGGCCGACCUUCACGACUAUGUUCAGAUCCCUGACUUGCAACCGGACUACGUGGACAUAAAGGACCAAGAUGAAGACAUGUUAGGAGGAGUAUUGGAUUUGGCGGAAGACACAGCUGAGGACUAUGAUGACAUUGGAGAAGAAAUUCACGAGGAGAAGGACUACGACGACAUUGGCUGAGUCUCCACUUUAUAGAUGAUAAACACUUUGGUCCAUUGGGGUUUCUAAUGCUUUGGAUUUGACGUCUGUUGCUGUUGAUGGCACAGAAAAAUGCUCAUUCACUGCCAGCCCUCCCAGUUCAAAUGGAUUGAAUGUCUGUCGCCGUUGACAACAGCCAAUGAGUUAAACAUGAGAUGCGAAUAAAUAAUAAAAGACACAAGUUGAGAGCACUUGCGCUGUUGUGACAACAGUGCUCUAAGAUAUCUUGACAAUCGCCAAAUGUUUGCUUCAGGCUGUGCUUUUUUUUUUUUUUUUUUACAUGGCAGCAGCAUUGCAGAAAAAAGAAAAAUAGAUCUCCUUGGGCUAACCACCUGAUUAGAAUAUCAGUCACUUCUUCAGCCAGGUUUAAGAGAUUUAAUGGAUGCGAGUGGCUUUGUGGUAUUAUUCAACGUCACUGAACUGAAGGCGUGAAUUACGUUGAUAGAGAAAAAUGCACGACUUGUGGAAAUGUCAGGAUGAGCGGGGUGAGUAUUACAAACUCAUUGGCCACCAUUGAUGGCAAUAGACGUCCAGAUCAUUUUGACUGGAGGGGUUCGCAGGGAUUAUUCCUCCAAGUUGAAGUGGUUUGGACAUCUAUUGCCCUCAAUAGCACUGAAACAUCAUUCACUGCCAUCCUGCCAAGCUCAAAACAAAUUGGACGUCUAUCACUGGCAAUGGUAGCCAGUCAGUUAAUUUGUACAGCAGCCAUACUAGAUGUCACUUGACAAAUAUAUCUGUGCAAACUAUAACGAAACAAACUUGAUAAACAGUUUUCAU